UUCUACCAGCGUGACAACUGUCUUCUGCAGCAAUAUACUGUAACAGAAUACACUAUUUAGCGAGCGAGAGAGCGAGCGAGCGAGCGGCGUAAUCUAACAUGAAUUUUAACCAGGGAUGAUUGACAGGCGCUUCGUCCGUACGGCGAAAAGAGAAAAUCUGAACAAGAUGUUUACAAGACCAAUUGGCAGGCGCGUCUUGAUAGAAGGCGGAUCUAUUUGAACUUUAAACUAGGUUGCGCCCAACGUUGGGAGACAGAGAAAUUGAUACAGUGUAGCAGUAAAUCAGAGAGACCUUACAGUGUAGAAAUUUGUAACACUGUUGCAAGUAUUUUUGGCGACUGAAGGAAGCGAGUGAGAUCACAGCGGCUUCCCGUUUGGGAAAGACUAGAGUUGUUGAGCGAGGACCACCGCGGAUCGUUUCCAAUCACAGUUUAAAUUUAAUUGAUAUAUAUCACGCUGGAAAUGUCCGAAAACAAGCCGAAUGAUGAUCCGAAGUUGUCAACGACGGACAGGGUCGUGAAAUCGGUCCCUUUCCCGCCCAGCCACCGGCUGACGGCGAAGGAGGUGUUCGACAGCGAGGGCAAGCCCAAAGUGGACGUGCUGAAGGCGCACCUGACCAAGGAAGGUCGUGUGGAGGAGGGCGUUGCCCUGCGCCUCAUCUCUGAGGGGGCGGCAAUCCUGCGGAGCGAGAAGAACUUGCUGGACAUCGAGGCUCCUGUCACAGUGUGCGGGGACAUCCACGGGCAGUUCUUCGACCUGAUGAAGCUAUUCGAGGUGGGGGGUUCACCUGCCAGUACACGUUACCUGUUUUUAGGCGACUACGUUGACAGAGGAUAUUUCAGUAUUGAAUGCGUGCUGUAUUUAUGGGCAUUAAAAAUCCUUUAUCCUAAAACACUGUUCUUGCUCCGUGGGAACCACGAAUGUAGACAUCUAACAGAGUAUUUCACGUUUAAACAGGAAUGUAGAAUCAAGUACUCGGAGAGGAUAUACGACGCCUGCAUGGACGCCUUUGACUGCCUUCCCCUGGCCGCCCUCAUGAACCAGCAGUUCCUGUGUGUUCACGGCGGUCUCUCACCGGAGAUAACCAACCUGGAUGACAUCAGGAAAUUAGACAGGUUCAAGGAGCCCCCUGCCUACGGACCAAUGUGUGACCUUCUGUGGUCGGACCCCCUGGAGGACUUUGGCAACGAGAAGACUCAGGAGCACUUCUCGCACAACACAGUGCGCGGCUGUUCCUACUUCUACAGUUACCCUGCAGUCUGCGACUUCCUACAACACAAUAACUUGUUAUCGGUAAUCCGAGCCCACGAAGCACAGGAUGCUGGAUACCGGAUGUACCGGAAGAGUCAGACCACAGGGUUUCCGUCGCUCAUCACAAUCUUCUCGGCCCCCAACUACCUAGACGUGUACAAUAACAAAGCCGCAGUAUUGAAGUAUGAGAACAACGUCAUGAACAUCCGACAGUUCAACUGCUCGCCCCACCCCUACUGGCUGCCCAACUUCAUGGAUGUCUUCACCUGGUCUUUGCCGUUCGUCGGGGAGAAAGUUACAGAGAUGCUGGUGAAUGUUUUAAGCAUCUGCUCCAACGACGAGCUGACAACCGAGGACGAGAUUGAUGGCCAGCUAAUAUAUGCCCCCAAGAAAGGUGCCACUGCCUCGGCUCGCAAAGAGGUCAUCCGGAACAAGAUCCGUGCCAUCGGGAAGAUGGCCAGGGUGUUCUCCGUCCUCAGAGAGGAGAGCGAGAGUGUCCUGACACUGAAGGGUUUGACCCCUACUGGAAUGCUGCCCAGCGGCGUUCUCUCUGGCGGGAAGGAAAAACUCCAAAAUGCUACUAUUGAGGCUAUUGAGGCUGACGAAGCCAUCAAGGGCUUCUCGCCGCAGCACAAGAUCACCAGCUUCGAGGAAGCCAAGGGCCUGGACCGCAUCAACGAGCGCAUGCCGCCUCGCCGCGACACGCUGCCUUCCGACGCCAGCCUGAACUCCCUCAACAAGGCGCUCUCCUCCGAGACCAACGGCACCGAGGGCAAGGGUAGCAGCAGCAACAUCCAGUGACGGGUGCCGGGCACCCUAGUCGCGGGGCCUGAAGUGGGGGGGUAGGGGGUGCCCUGGCCCCCUCCCCGUCCACCUUGCUGCGGGGCGGAGUUAUAGGAGAAGGGGGCCCCGCUUGUUUUGCAGGGUCGAGGGACGGUGGACUGAGGGGACAAGAGUUGAAUGCACACAGAGCGUUAUUGAAACCUAAAUUUGGCGGCAUGUCACGUCCUAGACUUUAGAUAUGCCUUUAAAACAAUGCUUAUAGAAACAUGACGACUUUUUGCUGGUUAAUUACCCUAUGAAUCUUUGGGGGUGUACUUGAUUGUGUGUUGUUUCUGGAGCGAGAACUUAAUGGGAAUGUUUCGAAAGGCCUUUGCUCUAUUACUGGAUAUGGAAAUAUUUUGUCUAUCUUCUUACUAACUCUUGUACGUUUACAAAAUACAGCACUAAAAAUGGACAGAACAUAAAAAAAAGUUUUUAACAUAUAAGGGUGUACAAACUGAAUAGGGACUAUUUAUUGAUGAUUUUUUUUUUUUUUGCUACUCUUAUCAUUAAAAAAUAGCUCAAAAUAAAUUAGGCAGUCUUAAAAGAAUGUUGCAACAUGGUUAAAUGCCAAAAAGGAGAGUUUUAUGGUUUUGUACAGUUCAUGCUUACCUCAGGUUUAUUUUGUGUGUGCUUCUGCCCUACUUCCUGUAUAAUGGCUAAUUAACUCGGCAAUGAGUAAUUUUUUUUCUUCUUGGAGUUUAAUGACUGGAAUUUACACGUCUUUCAUUUGCAAGUUUUUUUUUUUUUUUGUCCGUUUUUAAAAAUUAUUGAAUGUGGCUUGCUGGAGUUGUGUAUGAGAGGUAAACGUUUUCUUUUAAAUAUAGUGGAAAGACACCCUUAUAAUGCGCCUGAAAAAGCAUCUUUAUUCUGUAAAACAAAAUUAACUGAAAAGAAUUUGCCUAUGCAUGUUUUAAAAGAGAUAAGUAAAUAAAUGAAUUAAAUUAACUUGGCUGCAAAGGUCUACUGGGAACUAUAGUGUGCUUAAUGGAUAUAUAUACUGGAAAUAUAUACCGACGUUCUUUAUAUUCCACCCCAUAAUACUGCAUCAUGCCUUCAGUUUUCUUUUUUUUGUAAUUAAAGCGUUGAACUAUUUAAGAUGAAAGAGGAGUCAUGAUAUUUUUAACAUAAGCUUGUAAGUGCACACAUAGUCCAAUUUAGCAUGUUUAACGAUUCUCGUACUAUGAGUUUGUGGUUACAUGUGGAACUGAAAAUGCAUGGUAGGUAUUAGUGUCACAUAAUGGUUUAGUCAUUAUAUAUUUCCGUUCUGUUUUGUUACGUGCCACAAAAAAAAGUGUAAUUUUAUUAUUACUAUAAUUAUGAUUAUUAUGAUUAUUAUUAUUUGGAACUAUUUUGCUUUGUAUAUCAGUUACAGGUUUUGUUACUGCUUCAGACUUUAUGAUGAAACAAAGAGGAGAUGCUCCUUUGAUCUUUUUUAACAACUGUUUAAGUGCCCGAGUAAUUCACUACAACAUGAAGCCUUGCUUUUGUAAUUUGACUUCUAAACUGUUGGCAGACGAAGCAUGAACUUGCAGCAAUGAAAAGUAUUUUAUAUUUACUGUUCAAUAAAAUGUGCAUGACGUUAAAUAUA
Molecule: messenger RNA, 3664 nt
Organism: Brienomyrus brachyistius
Lineage: Eukaryota; Metazoa; Chordata; Actinopteri; Osteoglossiformes; Mormyridae
Product: protein phosphatase 3 catalytic subunit alpha
Exons: 15
Coding region: 463-2052 (529 amino acids)
Biological process (GO): calcineurin-NFAT signaling cascade
Cellular component (GO): cytoplasm; calcineurin complex; cytosol
Molecular function (GO): calmodulin-dependent protein phosphatase activity; calmodulin binding
Source: RefSeq, a predicted model, not a curated record